UAUCCCUCCACUCUCACUCUCCUCUCUGUCACCUCACUUGUGUUUUCCUCAAGCACUGCGGACAGAAAACGCUGUGCGCGGAGCUUUAUAAGACACGGCACGAGGAGGAUGCGGACCGCCGGGGUUUGGCCAGCGACCGUCACUCUCCCGGUCCCCCGGGACUGAUUUUCGGUCAAAGAUAUUUAAUGGGCUAUUGUAUCGCCGUCUCCGCUGAUUUCCGUGGUUAUCUGCUCGGAUAUUGUAUGAUACGGCUCCACGAUGAAGAGGAUGAACCCGCGUUGGAAAUCGCCACCCAUGUGGCCAUCCGGAGUGGGCAGCAGGCAGCCCUGUCCCCGUGACACUGCUCUGCGCAGAGCAGCCAUCAGUGGCAACGUCCUUGCGCUCCCACCGUUCCAUGUCCCCACGGGAAGGAGUGUCCGGGUCUUCAUCUGUUCCAACCCUGAUGAUACAGAAGCAGAGAGAAAUGCUCUGAAAGAACAUGUCUAUCCCAAACUCCGAGACUUCUGCAGGGAGAACUAUGGCAUUGAAUUCCAGGUCGUGGACCUGUACUGGGGAAUUGAUCCAGAGGAGUGGGACAGUCCAGAGCUGCAGAGACUACGAAUGAAAUUACUGGAAGAGUGUCUGAAGACAUCAGCCGGUCCAUGCUUUGUUGGGCUCAUUGGAGAGAAGUACGGCAGCAUUCGGGUCCCAGGGGAGGUGGAGUCAGCUGAGUUUGAGAUGAUUUUAGAUGCGGCGGUGGAGGCGGGACUAGACACACGGAUCUUGGAGGAGUGGUAUUGUCGAGAUGAGAACUCAGUCCCGCCUGCCUACUACCUAAAACCGAAAGCUGAGAUGCUGAAAAACUACCAGAACUCUAUGGAGUCAAGCAGCGUAGCAAAAUCGAAGAAUGACAAGGCAUGGAGGGCAGUCUCAGAGGAAAUCAAGAGGAUCUUCAGAACCUCUGUUUUACAGCUGCAGGAGAAGGGGACCAUGAAGAGCGGUCAAGCCAAGAAAUUUCUCUGCUCGGCAUUAGAGGAUGAACUGGAUUUCGCAUUGGGCAAGCAGACCCCAGCCUUCCUCAAGAAAUGUGUAUGUUACAUCCGGAAGAUAUCCAACUUUGACCGUUUCGCUAAACUCCCCGAGAUGGCCCGCUACAUGGACAUCGUGGUGAGCGCCGACCGUGUCAUGAGAAACCAAGAAGCCUACGAGCGUCUUCUGAAAGUCAGAGACGAGUUCAUUCCAAUGGUGGUGGCAGCGUCCAAUCUUCGAGUCUACUCCUCCGUCACUCACUGUGACAUGAAACUUGGCUACUCGCAGGAAGUAGAGAGCCACUACGUCGAAGGUCUGUGUAAACAGUUUUAUGAAGACAUGGUGGAUAUCAUUCAGGCCACGGUCCAACAGAACUUUGACACAGAGACAGAUCCGGUCUAUGAUGAAAUUAUACAGCAUCUUUCUCUGUGCAAGACUUUUUCAUCUUUUUAUGUGUACAAGAGUGAAGCCUUGGACAUGGUCCAGGAGUACCUGUACCCCUCCAAAGGUGGUCGAAUAGCUCCCCUAGUGGUGUAUGGAGGACCCUGCACUGGAAAGACAUUGUUACUUGCCGAAGUGGCAAAACAGGCUUAUUCAUGGCUACAGAAAGAGAUGGGACCAGAAACAGACCCAGUUGUCAUUGUCAGAUUCAUCGGCUCUUCAGACUUCUCUGCUGACCUCCGCACGCUGCUACAGAGCAUCUGUGAGCAGAUUGCCACCAACUAUCGGUGCCUGAUCCACUUCUUACCAAACAAGAUCCAGGAGAUGAGGGAGCUGCUGGUGAAUUUGCUUGGGGAGUCAUCAUUUCACAGACCUCUUGUCAUUAUUCUGGAUGCCUUGGAGCAGUUGUCAGAUGUUGACGAGGCUCGGAAGCUCUGGUGGUUGCCUGUCCACCUGCCACGUACAGUCCGAAUUGUAGUGUCAACCCUGCCCAACAAGCAUGGGAUACUCCAGAAAUUGCGCAGCCUGAUACAUGACCAGGAUGCCUAUGUUGAAUUGAUGCAAAGAGACCGCAAGGCUUGCAGUCAGACACUUAAACAGCAGCUUCUGGGUGUCAAAAGGAAGGUGACCUCUGGCCAACAGAUAUAUGUGAAUGAGGCAAUGGCAAAAUGUACACUCCCCAUGUUCGUCAACCUCAUCUACCGAGAAGUAGUUCACUGGCGGUCACACAAGGAUGUGGACGACAAAUCAUUGUGUUCGACGGUGCACGAAAGCAUUGAACAGCUUUUCUACUCUAUUGAAAACAAGCUUGGCUCACGCUUUGUCUUUCGGGCACUGGGCUACAUCACAAUGGCACGGGCAGGCCUAACAGAGCUGGAGCUAGAGGAUAUCUUAUCUUUGGACAACAGUGUCCUUGGGGACAUCAUGGUGAGCUCUAAUCUUAAAAGCCCGCUACGUAUUUCUUAUGAUUUCAUAGCCAGGCUAAAAGAAGAACUUGAAGGUUAUUUAGUGGAGCGUCAAGUCCGUAAUGUAACGCUAAUGGUGUGGGCAAAUCGCCACCUGCAUCUUAUAGCACAGAAGCUAUACCUCAGUAAUGAAGAAGAUGUGCAUCAAAUGCAUAGCCUUUUGGCUGAGUACUUCCUGGGGGCAUGGGCAGGUGGUAGAAAGAAGAUAUUCCACUGCGACAAUAAUCACUUUGCCUCACUGAAUAUCUCACACCAACGAAACCCUCAUCACCAGCAGAGCCUUCAUGGCCAUGACAAAGCUUCUGCUGACAAGCACUCUUAUGACAGACAGACACCCGAACAACCCUGGGUGUUCCAGUGUAACUUGCUAGAGCCAGACAUCUUCUUUGUCAACCACCGAAAGAUGACGGAGCUUACAUACCACCUGACAAGGAGCGGCCGGACAGAUGAUCUCAUGUAUGGUGUCAUAAUGAACUUCAGCUGGCUCUACACUAUGAUAAAGAUAGGGCAGUUUGACAAGGCCCUGACAGACAUUGACUUAGCUUACAGUUACACCCAAGAAAAGGAGCUAAAGUUUCUUGCAACUACACUCCGCAGUAUAAAGCUUAAAGUGACAAAAAAUCCUGCAUCACUGUCUGCUGAACUUCAGCAAAGGCUCCUUCCAGUUGUCACAUCUCUUCCCAAGCUCAGACACCUCCUUCUUGAAUGUGACAAGGAUGGUCCUAAAUACUGCUCCAUUGUGCCACUGCACUCUUCCAUGGAUGUCACCUACAGUCCCGAGAGAUUACCGCUAUGUUCUAGCUACAUGCAAAUAGUGGAGAUUCUACCUACAUUAGCUCCAAACAUAGUCAUUGUGGCCAUCGAAGAUGGAUCAGUCAGCACGUGGGAUGUUGAGAGCAGACAGCUGAUAAGACAGAUAGACACAGCGAGGUCGGUUGUUCUUGGCAUCAGGCUAACCACAGAUGAGAAGUAUCUGGUAGUGGCCACCACAAAAAAUACCUUGCUCAUUUACGACAACCACAAGUCAUGCUUGUUGUCAGAGGUGGAGGUAAAAGGGUCCAAGCACUGUGGCAUCACUGGCGGAGUAGCAUUCAUCAAUGGAUUCACCUUGUCCAGCCACCAUGCCUUAGCUUGGCUGGAGGCAAGCAAAGAUGUCAAUGUGAUUGAUUUGCUCUACGGAUGGCCAUUGUAUCAGUUUCAUUGCUGGUAUGAGGUAACGUGUGUCCAAUGUUCCCCAGAUGGAAUGUAUGCUUUCUGUGGACAGUAUCUCAACACAACCACCAUAUUCCACCUUGGUAGUGGGGACAAGCUUGCUACAAUGACUUCUGAAUUCUCUGGUGGUUUUGUUAAGUCCAUCCUGAUUCUAGACACAAUCCAUCAAAUGGUGAUGAUAGACAAUGAGGGUAGCCUCUCUGUGUGGAACACCAAAGAUAUCACAAAUCCCAAGCUGAUGGAAGAUUAUGACUGCAGAGGAGAUGAUAGUGAAGUGGUGGGCAUAGAGCUUUCUGAGGAUCAGAGAUCCAUCCUCAUCUGCAAAGCUAGAAGCAUCGAGGUGCUGGACACCAAGAUUUGGAAGAUGGCAGAGAAGUUUAAGGCCAAGCGUAGUGAGAAGUUUGUGGCAGCCGUUCUCUCCAAGAAUAGCCAAAGUAUAAUAGCUUCCAUGGAGAACACAUCAUCCAUAUUUGUGUGGAGGAGAGACAGUGGACAGUGCAUGGCCAGCUUGAUAGAGAUAUCUGGAGCCAUUGUAAAACUGAUCAAAUCAACACACCAUAACUUGCUGCUGUCUGUGGCCAGCAGUGGCGUACUUUCUGUGUGGGAUAUUGACAUUAUAACAGCCAUGUCAAAUAUUGAUAAAACUGGGAAACAUAUACAAAGCCUUCAGCUCUCUGGCCGAGAGGAUUUUGUAUACACCAUGGAUGGGUCCGAGGUCAUCCACAAGUGGAACUACAGCACAGGUUUCAUUGAGAUGGUGUACAAGCAUGAAGGCCUUGUCGAAAACUGUGUCUUGACAACAUCAGGUGACCUAAUGGUGACAUCUGAUGAUAAAAGUAGUCAGUACAUCUGGCAUACAACCACAGGUGAGAAUAUAUUCCGUAUCAAUGGUCAGAGGAUCUCACAGCUUCUCAUCACACACAAUGACCAGUUUGUAGUGUCCCUUUGCGAGCAGAAUGCCUCCCGCGUUUGGAGGCUUGCGACUGGUCACAAGGUGUGCAACAUUUUGGUAACACUCCAGCAUGCACUUAUUACCACAGCAAACACAUUCCUUGUGGGAACCAAUAAGAAUAAGCUGUUGGCUGUUAGCUUAUGGUCAGGCAGUGUCUCCAAAAAGUUCAUCUGUGACGAUGGGAUCACAAUUGUUAACUUCAAGUUAAUUCCUGACAGUCCAGAUUAUGUCGUCUUCAUCACCUCCACAGAAACAGUUUUCCUCUGGAGUGUUGCAGAUGAGUCUGUGUGCAGGCGGGUGCAGCUGCCAAGCAACUUUUUGAAGAACCUGGAGGAUUUCCAAAUAUCACCAAAUGGGAAAUUGGGCAUUGUGUCGAAAGGUGAUGAGAACAUUAAUGUCCUAGACCUGCACAGUGGUAAACUGCGUCUGGUCCAUGCUGCUGGCAUAAUAUGGCGGCAAAAGCUCUCACGAGAUGGACGCUACUUAGUGUACAUCUGCUUCCGCAAUUGCGAUGAAGAUGAUGAUGCAGGUGUGGUUUCAAGUCUGAUUGUCAUGAGAUUGGCAGAUGGCAAGAGCAUCGGCACCUGCUCCCUCUACAAAACGCCAACCUAUCUGUGCCUAUCACAGCGAGCACUUAACAUCAUAGUGGGAUUUGAGGAUGGCAGCAUUGGCACCUACACAGUCGUAGACCGUGUGGAUGCUGCUCUGAAAAUCAAGAUCGCCACCUCAAAUAGUCGCCAAAUAGUUAACAAUGCCUCACAGAAGGUACGACCCAAGUGUAGCACCAAUGCCUUCAAGACCAUUGCUGACUGUGUAUGGAGAGAAUCCACAGAGGUCUUCUCACGAGACAGUCCUAUCAAUGUGUCUGACAGUGGAGAACCAGAGACAACAACACCCACAAAGAAAACUGAAUUGCUGCAGUAAGAGCGCCCUCUGUAGGACAUUAGCAGGCAUGAAGGAACAAGGCCAGGUUUGGACACAGGUGAUUAUUGUUUACAGCAACAUUGAUUCAGCUGCACAGAUCAGUUCUCUGGGUAACACACAACAACUGGCCAUUUGCUAUUAAGCUGCACUUAAGCUGCAAUCAGUCACCUUGAUUUCUUUUAUCCAUCAUCAGCUUACUGUCACUGAAUUUAAUAGGAACAAAUUGACUACAAAUGUCAUUCAUUGGAAAAGCCCAUCCAAUCAGAUUUAUGAUAUGUACUUCCUUGUCAUGUGUAUGCCAGUGUGGCCAUAUUUCAGAUUUUGUUUAGUCAAAUCAAGAUAACGUCACUUUAUACAGAAGCAUAGAGAAAUGUAAUAGAUUUGUAGCCAUAUUAAAGUUGCUUCCAUUUUUUUUUUUUUUCUGUUUAUUAACGUUCUCUGGUACUGUACUAAAAUGGAAACUUAUGUACAUAUGUGUACAUAUGUUCUUUGGCUGCUGCAGUUUGUGCAACUACUUAAAUAUAUGUUAUGUUGUGCUAAAUGCAAUCAAAGUGAGUGCCUGGAUUUUAACAUUUUUGUUACAGAAACUGAUUAAGAAAAAAAAUGCAGGGAAUUUCUAUAAAAAAAAUUAUUGAUACAACUAUUCAUCAUUAUGGUUCAGCAUUCAAUGAACAUUUAGCAUACAAUGAAUACAAAUUUGCUUAAUUUGAAAUUACAGCAUCUAAAUGAGGAUCAUUGGAAAGUAUAUUUCAGGUAUUCAGAUUAUAGUCUGGAGUCAUUAUGAGCUUCUUAGUAAAUUCAGAAUGUGUUCUAGACUUUCUCUGACCAACAUCACUUGUGUAAUUUGUUCUAAAUGACAGACAGUAUUAAACCCAUCCUCAUAUUUAAUUCUAUACCCAUUCACCAAUUACUGUCACUAUACUGAUACUGAGAAGGUCAUCCUCUGACUCGACUAAAUCCAAGUAAUUAUAAGUAUUAAUGGCAUUACUCUUAAAGAAUGUGCAAUUCAUUGUAUCAAAGGACUGUACAGUUGUAUCAAGCUACAAAUGUAGAGUGUUGAUUUGAGGACUAAACCACUAUUGAGGAGUCAUGUGUAGCAUCUCACCAAGAGUUUCUACGCCUUAACGGUUGGGUCAUCCUCUACAAAUGUGUAUUUGUAAUUGUUCUUUGUGAGUUAAAGGUUGAUUGAUUGUGUGCUUGAAAAAAAAAAUUAUACUUUGUACUUUCAUGUUAUAGAUGACUUAGAGAUAUUUAUGAAUAGACCUAUAUGUUAUCAUAAACAAGGCUAAUUUAUGAAUGGUGUUUGCCAAGACAGUGUUUGGGGGUUGCACUUUAUUUUAAAUGGGUUGUUCCCUGACGUUGACUUUGAACAAGUGUGUCAUGAAUGCUAACUAUACGAUUUUUGCCUUCAGUUAUGGGUGUACUCUGGCAUGUCGCAAAAGAAAGUAGUUUCAACAAAACGAUCAGCCAUGCCCCAUUCAAACUCCUCUCUCCAUAACUCAAGGGCUAUUCCGUCGAAUUGUAUGUUUACCUCUUGAAAUACUGACACAUAGGCCCAUUUACAACCCACAACCUGUAGCAGUAUUCAGGUGUGAUUAGCUUCUCCCACUUAAGUGUUUAAAACAUAUAGAUAUCAUACAAUAUUUGCCAAAGUUUUAUUUAUCAAUUUUAUUUAAUUAUUAAUUGUUUUCAGAAUGUUAAAUGGUGUUGUUUGUGACCCUGCUUGUUACUUUUCUGGCUUUGUUGUGUUUUCUAGCAUAACUAUGAGAACAUGCAUUAUCUUUGCUAAGAUAUUGACAAAGUCCAUCUCUAUUAUAAUGGAAUGCCAGUUUUAGAGUAUAUUUGAAUGUGUCCAUAUGAGAGCAGUUGAACAGUAUAUUAUAUGUUAUGUAACUUGAAUGACUUUUAACUACAUGUUUGCAAAACAUAGUUCACAUACUGGUAUUGAAUGUGUUUAUUGUAUUAUUUGUAUUGUCAAGAUUGAAGAUCCCUGUUUAGAGAUAUAUAUUUUCAUAAAUGUUGUACUUACAUUUUGUUACAAAGUUGUUUAAGUAUUCUAGAAAAACAAAUAGCAGAAAAAAUGUGUCUGAAAGCAAUAUGACUUAGUGUGUAUGCAUUGUUUGUAUGGAACAUUUUAAUGUAAUAAAAAUGGUUUUCUUUCUGCCUCUUAAA
Carassius carassius (crucian carp) is the source of this 7674-nucleotide messenger RNA. Its product is annotated as NACHT and WD repeat domain-containing protein 2. The record is from RefSeq and is a predicted model, not a curated record. NCBI's taxonomy places the organism in Eukaryota, Metazoa, Chordata, Actinopteri, Cypriniformes, Cyprinidae. Bases 259 to 5502 code for a protein of 1747 amino acids. The transcript has 8 exons. Gene Ontology annotation, molecular function: protein binding.